GCAUUGUAUGAUUGUUCUACCCUUGUUUCCACUCUCUCUACCCUCCCCGUAUUCUGUGACCACCGGGACCUCUCAAGUACCGCACCAGUUCACAUUGAUGUCGAUGGAACAGGACACCGGGGCACUGCCACGGCGCAGUGCCAGGCUCGCAGUUCGUGCCCGCCCUGUGGUACCUCCAAGACCCAAGAGACUCAGCAAGCGGAAGACUCCAGCAGCAUCAAGUACAACAUUGACGGUACCAGACACCACCGGAGUUCUUCCCGCAUGCCCGGUCCGAGGGGCCAGUGAGCCGUUGGCUGACUAUCUCGGGCGGCUACAGGUAUUUACAGAUGUCGUAGCUGCCGCCAAUGCUCAGCAGGAGGCAGCAGAGGCAGAACGUCAGCAGUUGGCCAAUGAGGCGGCAGCCCAAGCUCAGCAGACGGCUGAGGCCGACGCAGCGGCACGAGACCAAUGGAAUGCCGCCAGCACGCAAUCCCUGAUUCGUAAUGAGAAUCAGUGGACAACAAUCCUCGAAGGCAUGAUCUUUGUGCCUUCGGAAGAGCAGGCACAUCCAGCACCGGCGGAGGCGGAGAGGACUCACCUGGCUAACGUGAUGUUGACGAUGAUGCGAGCGAUCAUGUGGAACAAUACGAUGUUAGAGGUGCAAAUACACGAGGGCAGACAGCUGCGACAGAUUCGGCAGAAGGAUUCUGCAGCCUUAUCAGUUGCUGUUCGCACUACCGCCACACAUCAGCAACAACAGCAACAACUGUUGAACACCACCACCGCACGCGUCAGCAGCAUCGAGGCUAAGACCUCAGCAGCGCCAGGCUGCACGACAGACGAGACGAAGCAGCUCAAUGGGCGCAUCGAUCGCGUCGUCAAUCUCAUCGGCGGUGUUUCCAAUGAGCCGGACACGAUCAGCAGCACGGUGACCGCCAUCAAGAUAAACAUCACCAAGCUGCAGACGAGACCGGACGCCACUACGAAGAACUACAAGAUGCCGCACUUCAACAUCAGCAAGUUCGACGACCACAACAAGACGGACGCUUUGGCAUGGUGGCAACGUUUCCUCACGGAAGCAUCAUGCCGCACUGUCCCGGACGACUAUCUGAUGAAGGCGUUAUACUUACAGCUGAUUGGAGGAGCGCAGGCAUGGAUGAACCAUCUGGCGGCUACCCACACAUGCACCAUCGCCGAACUUCACACGCACAUUACGUGGAAGGAUUUCGAGAAGCUAUGGUUCACCCGUUUCAUGGUCCGCAACAUCGUGAAGGCGGCCAUGAACGAAGUGUAUACCUGCUCUCAAGGGAAUACGCCAACUCGAGACUGGACAACCAAGUGGCAGAAGAUAGUGACCACGCCAGGCUUCGAUUUGAGUUUCACCAAUCAACGAUCCGAGUUCUUCUCGCGAUCGUGCGCAGGACUACGAUCGGCACUCGGCAACGAGUACGAGUACGAUUCAUUCCAGGCCAUUCUGGAUCGCGCAAACUUGGUCAUCCAAACGGAUGACAAGGCCACAAACGAACAGCAGUCCCAGCCACAUUAUGUGGCUAAGCAUGGCUAUCAACGUCCGACACAUAACAAUGUCGUGAUUUCGGAAGAAACAAACGAUCUCCACGUUGCAGCAGCAUCCUCGAGUGAUGGAGGAAUUGUAGCAGCGCUCCCGCCGAAGCGUCCCAAGAGAGUUCGAAAGAACAAGGCGACACAAGAGACGACAUCGACGGGGACUGGGCCGCAACCAUGGACGACUUACAAGAUAACCACGGAUGUCUACGACCUCCGUCAAAAGUGCGGAUACUGCCUUUGGUGCAACGACAUCAUGCAUUUGACCGCACAAUGCCCCGAAAAGGGCACGGCACGUGUAUCCCGUUACCACCAGAUUGAAAUCCAGCCUCAAGAUCGGUACAAGACCGCAUUCAAGACGCGGUACGGGCAUUUUGAGUGGGUUGUCAUGCCCUUUGGCCUCACCAAUGCCCCCGCAACUUUUCAAGCAGCUAUGACGACUGAGUUUCGCGACUUGCUCGAUCGCAGCGUCCUCAUCUACCUCGAUGACAUCUUGGUCUAUAGCAGGACGUUGGACGAACACAUCACACACCUUCGCGCUGUUUUGAAUCGUUUGCGACUGGCCAAGUACAAAGCGAACCACGACAAGUGCGAGUUCGCCAAGCAAGAGCUUGAGUAUUUGGGCCACUACCUUAUGCCAGAAGGCAUUCGUCCCUUACCGAACAAGAUCCAAGCCAUCGUGGAUUGGCCGGAACCCCGUUGCACGAUGGACGUACACUCUUUCAUGGGAUUGGCUGGAUAUUAUCAGCGAUUCGUCGAGUCAUACUCGAAAGUGGCAGCUCCUUUGUCGAGACUUCAGUCCCCGAAGGAAGAAAGAGCUACUCGCGUUCGUCACCAUUCUCAAAGGGUGGCGCCACUUUCUUCUCGGUCGUCGGCGUUUAAAUGGAAUACGGACAACAAUCCGUUGACCUUUUACAAAACGCAGGAUACGGUCACUAGUGCAAUCGAUCGAUGGAUGUAUUACAUUGACCAGUUCGACUUUGACCCGUGCCACAUUCCCGGUCCCGCCAAUCGAGCUGCGGACGCCCUCUCACGACGGCCCGACUUUUGUGCCAUUGUGACCACGGCAUUCGACCUCGAUGACGAUCUGCAACCGCAUUUCGUCAAAGGCUACAAGUCCGAUCCGACUUACUCUACGCUUUACGCGGAGCUUUCAUCGGACCACCCGCCGGCUAGCCACUAUCGGAUUGCAGACGGGUUCCUUCUCCUUCACACGAGAGGAAAGGACUUGUUAGUUGUGCCCCAAGAUCGCAUCUUACRGACUCGUCUUCUCGGCGAAUUCCACGACGCACGACUUUCGGCACACCUUGGCGUGAACCGCACACUAGCACGCCUCCGCCAGCGUUUUCACUGGCCCGACGUCCUUCAUGACRUCACGMGGUACAUUGAGUCAUGUGCAGUUUGCCACCGWAACAAGGGUCGAUCUCGAGUCCCCUUCGGYGARCUGAAACCGUUGCCGAUCCCUCGGGCACCACGCCUCUCCAUUGCUAUGGACGUGACAGGCCCGUUUCCCCGCGAUUGCCACGGCCAUGACGGUAUUCUCACGGUCGUUGACCGUUUGAGCAAGUAUGCUCGCUUCCUUCCUUGCAAGUAUCAUGCUGCAGCACCCGAGCUCGCACGACUCUUGCACACCGGUUGGAUUACCAACCAGGGUGUUCCGGAAGACAUAGUGAGCGACCGAGACACUCGCUUCAUGUCAGCCUUUUGGACUUCCCUCAUGGCUGAGUCUGGUACGACAAUGAAGCCGAGCUCGGCUCGGCACCCGCAGACGGAUGGCCAGACGGAGCGAGCGCACCAGACCGCUCACAUGAUGUUGCGUACGCUCAUCCGUCCCGACCAGAAAGAUUGGGUUGACCGGCUUCCCGACAUCGAGUUCGCCUAUAACACUUCGGUGCACCCGGCGAUCUGCAUCACACCUUUCGAGCUACAACAUGGUGGAGAGAAAGCACGGAUCUUCGCUGAUCUCCUUUUGCCACAGGCUGCCGACAUAGACGUCCCUUGCUCUCCCGCUUCCGUUCGGAAGUACCCGGACUUGCUAAUCAAAGCCCGCACAAAUAUGCAAAAGGCUCAGAUCCGCAUGCAGCAGCAGGCUAACCGACGUCGACUUCCAUGUCCUUUCCGCGAGGUGGACCUUGUUUGGGUCCUCUCCAAGGAAUUUGCGCUCGAGCAGGACGUUUCGCGCAAACUCCUUCCGAAAUGGUUCGGACCAUGGGAAGUCACUUCUGCCGUUGGAGACGACCCCGCAGGUCCUUCCUUCGUGAUCAACAUUCCACCGCACCUUACAGUGCAUCAGGUCUUCCAUGCAUCGAAGCUGGCCAUCUACACGCCACCUUCAGUUGACGAGUUUCCCGGACGUCGAUCACAUGAUCCGCCUUCUAUGGACGGACAUCAGGAAGUGGACYRAGUCAUCAYGCACCGCAAGUAUGGCWACAAGCCAAUGCAGUACAAAGUCACAUUCAAGCAAUGUGCGCCUGACGACACUCGGUGGAUCUCUAGUGCAGACUUGCAGACUUCUGCACCCCUCAUCUUCGCCAACUAUGAGAAGGCACGACUUGCCAAGGCAGCAGCUCGUCCCACCCGACCCAUCCCGGUAUCGGACAGACAACUCCUACCUCGCAGGUAGCUCGGUCUUUUAAGAGGGGGAGUGUGUUACAUCUUCGACGCCACACGGGUCCUACCCGACCCGACAUAGGGGUAGA
Molecule: messenger RNA, 4244 nt
Organism: Chara braunii
Lineage: Eukaryota; Viridiplantae; Streptophyta; Charophyceae; Charales; Characeae
Source: the annotation of a GenBank genome assembly